AUGUCCCUUCGCACCGUACUCCAGAAAAUCCUCUUCACCGUCCUGAUACCUCUCUCCGUCUCAUCGGCGCUUUGGCUCUAUCUAUAUCCCGUGCUCCAGGGAUGCGCGUUUCCUCUAGCGGUCGUCACCGCAGCCGAUGAACAGACGCGCGAAGGAUCUUGGUUGUCCAAUAGCGUUAUAAACACUCUCUAUCAGCAUGCGGCCGAUUGGAAUUUGACUGCGAAUGGAGAGAGGGACGAAGCAGCUUUAUUCCGUUUACUAGUUCUUGCCGAUCCGCAGAUUGAAGGCGAUAGUUCUCUUCCUUCGCCGGACGAUGAAUUUAUACCACGAUUAAGUCGGCAUUGGGAGAAUGUCCAGGCUUUCCUGUCUACGCCGGACGCUGCUACUAAUAUCAAAGAUACCGCACAAACGAUAUUUUUAGAGGAUAUACCCUUCGCUUUUCGUGCGGCUAGGAAACGGCUCGAUCUACUAGGGAAUGAUUAUUAUCUUGCACAUAUCUAUAGGACAUUGUCGUGGUGGAGUCGGCCGACGCAUGUCACUGUACUGGGGGAUUUAAUUGGUAGUCAAUGGGUGACGGAUGAAGAAUUCGAAAAUCGCGGCUGGAGAUUUUGGGAGCGCGUGUUUCGCGGCGGGCAGAGAGUUGAUGAUAAUAUUACCAUCACAGGAGAAAAGUCUUACGGAGAGGGUAGCAAGGAGGAAGAAUUGGAGAUUUUGCAACGUUAUAACUCUUCCUGGUCCAAAAGGAUAAUCAACAUUGCCGGAAACCAUGACAUCGGAUAUGCAGGCGACGUUUCGCGAGCACGACUAGAACGUUUCGAGCGAAUAUUUGGUCGCGCGAACUGGGAUAUCAGAUUUGCGCAUCCUCCUUUGACGAAUAAAAGCGAUACACGACCUACUCUCCACAUCAUCAAUUUGAAUGAUCUGACCCUUGACGGCCCUCCAUUGGAUCCAUCCAUCCAGUCCGAUAGCUAUACAUAUGUCAACGACCUCCUCACUCACCGCUCCUACCCCGUCGAAGACCAAACUUCAUUCACUCUCCUACUAACACACGUCCCCCUUCACAAACGCGAUGGCAUCUGCGUUGACGAACCGUAUUUCACAUUCUUCGACGAGGAUGAUACGCCCGAUAAUGAAAAUGAUCCGCUUCGAUGGCGGAAAGACGGGCUCCGGGAACAGAACCACUUGAGUGAACACGUCAGCACAAAUGCGAUUCUGCAAGGAAUAUUUGGUAUGAGUGGAGAUAGCGCCGCACCUGUCGCGGGUAAAGGGAGACGGGGGUUGAUUCUGACGGGACAUGAUCAUGAGGGGUGUGAUGUUGUGCAUUUCGUCAGGCGAAAUCACCACGAAACACCCCCAUCAGACCAUUCAGAGUCAGAAGGACAAGAACACACCAGAUCAUGGCAGUGGGAUGCGAGUCGUUACUCGCCAUCAUCUUCUCCAACUACAGAAUCUACAGAUCCCUCAAUCCGGGAAGUAACUCUGCGCUCAAUGAUGGGUGAAUACGGUGGCAACGCAGCCCUGUUAUCGAUAUGGUUCGACACGAAUCCGGAGGUGAACCAGUGGCGCUACGAAAUACAGAUGUGUCCGGCUGGAGUGCAGCAUAUCUGGUGGGCUGUUCAUGGAUUAACGGUUGCAUGCGUGAUUGGGUUGGGUGUUGUGGUUGGGUUGAAAGGGUUGGAGGUUCUUGGGGUUGUGUCUGAGCCUGUACUGAGGGGACGUGGUGCUAGGAUAGAAGCGAAGAGGCGCUGA
Messenger RNA from Talaromyces amestolkiae, 1749 nucleotides. RefSeq lists its product as uncharacterized. Gene Ontology annotation, biological process: GPI anchor biosynthetic process. Lineage: Eukaryota; Fungi; Ascomycota; Eurotiomycetes; Eurotiales; Trichocomaceae. Bases 1 to 1749 code for a protein of 582 amino acids. The transcript has a single exon. Gene Ontology annotation, cellular component: endoplasmic reticulum. The record is from RefSeq and is a predicted model, not a curated record.